Babesia sp. Xinjiang is the source of this 582-nucleotide messenger RNA. RefSeq names its product Peptidyl-prolyl cis-trans isomerase (gene ppi1). The coding region runs from base 1 to 582 and encodes 193 amino acids. Gene Ontology annotation, molecular function: peptidyl-prolyl cis-trans isomerase activity. Gene Ontology annotation, biological process: protein folding; protein peptidyl-prolyl isomerization. Lineage: Eukaryota; Apicomplexa; Aconoidasida; Piroplasmida; Babesiidae. The record is from RefSeq and is a predicted model, not a curated record. The transcript is spliced from 2 exons.
AUGUCAGGGUUAUCCAAUCUAUUGUACCUUAUCUUCGGUUUGACUUUGGUGAAAGGGGCCAAUAUUCCGUCUUUCACACAUGAAGUUACCAUGGAUAUUGCGAAAGAUGGUGAAACCAUCGGACAGAUAGUACUGGGACUCUACGGAGACGUUACGCCAAGGACAGUGGCUAACUUCACAGCGCUCUGCCAGGGUACGACCAUCAAGGGGAAGCACUACACAUACAAGGGCUCCAAAUUCCACAGGAUAAUACCAAACUUCAUGGCCCAGGGCGGCGAUAUCGUUAAAGGCAAUGGUACCGGGAGCGUCAGCAUAUAUGGCGACAGGUUUGAAGAUGAGAACUUCGACAUACAUCAUGGACCACCUGGCGCACUAUCCAUGGCAAACUCUGGACCCAACACUAACGGUAGCCAGUUUUUCAUCACUACGGUACAUACUCCAUGGCUGGAUGGAAGGCAUGUUGUAUUCGGGCGCGUCACCGACGGUUGGACCGUGCUACAAGAAAUGGAACUUCUGGGCAGCACUAGUGGGAAAACAACUGCCAAUGUUACCAUGGCCGAAUGUACUGUGAAACAACUUUAA